This is a messenger RNA of Ostrea edulis (European flat oyster), 2746 nucleotides long. RefSeq lists its product as uncharacterized. NCBI's taxonomy places the organism in Eukaryota, Metazoa, Mollusca, Bivalvia, Ostreida, Ostreidae. The record is from RefSeq and is a predicted model, not a curated record. The coding region runs from base 420 to 1349 and encodes 309 amino acids. The transcript is spliced from 6 exons.
UUAAUUAAAAAACAUGCCACAGAUAAUCAAGACCUCCAAACACAUGAAUUGAAUGCACGAUAAUUUUUCAAAAGGCACACGUAAAUUGGUAUCAGACUCACUGAUAAAAUGAUCCAUCGGUGACGUUUUGAGCCGGGUUUCCGAAGGACAAUGGAGGAAUUUUGAAUUAUCUAUGAUGAAAACAAACAAAAAUGACUGGAUUUAUGAAUCAAUUCAGGAUUUGAUUAUCUAGGAGAUUCAAUUAUUUCAGAUUAAGGGCAAAAAGUUUACGCAGACGCACUUUGAAAAAUGAGGCAUAUGUAAAUAAAGAGUUUGAUUGAAAUUUGGUAUAUAUACGGGAGUUAUGGGGUGUGUGUUAAAUACAAACACUGUUCGCAUUGGACACAAGGACAAGUAUUCACAACAAGACAAGCAUUAACAUGGUUAUCCUUCUGUUCCUUGUUCUCGUCCCCGCCGUCAUGGGGCACGGCUACCUACAGGAACCGCCUUCCCGCUCCAGCAUGUGGAGAUUGGGGUUCAGCACGCCACGUAACUACAACGACAAUCAACUCUUCUGCGGAGGAUUCGCUAGGCAGUGGGAUAGAAAUGGCGGGAAAUGCGGAGUCUGUGGAGAUCCCUGGGAUGGCGUUCGUGAAAACGAGGCUGGUGGACGCUAUGCAAAAGGAAUAAUAAGUAGGAGAUACACGGAAGGACAGAUCAUUGAUGUUAAAGUCAAAAUUACCGCCUCUCAUUUGGGAUAUUUUGAAUUCCGUUUAUGUCCGAACAACAAUGUCCAUAAACCCGCCACACAGGCCUGCCUAAACCAAUACGUUCUCCAUCAGCCGUCGGGGAGUGUUCGAUUUAUGGAACAAGGACGUCCUCAGGUCUACUCACUAAAACUGAAACUUCCCACCGGACUGACGUGUUCACAGUGUGUUCUACAGUGGAAAUACAACACUGGCAACAGUUAUGGCAUGUCCCCAGACGGACGAGCGUGUAAAGGAUGUGGCAAACAGGAACAGUUUUACGGCUGCGCAGACAUAGCCAUCGGCCACGACCCCAAUGGAUCUCAGCAAAAUGGAAGAUUUCGUCCAAGUGCGACACAAAACGUUGAAUCUCGCCCACAGGUGAUUCCGACAUUUAUCAACGGCAGCGCAAAGUGUAGUGCCACCCCAGCCUUCAGGUUUAUGAAUAACUUUGCCGACAGUUGGUGCAGGUCGAACUGCCGUCAAGGCUACUGCCCCUCAGCGUAUUGUACCUCGACGUGCCAGAGACUUAGGGUUUAUGCUACAUCUAAUGCUUGCAAUUGGCUUCAAAAAGCUCAUGAACCUUUUUCUUUAACUCCUUCUCUACCGUACCGGUCAAUUUGACCGGUGGCGCGUAAAAACAGGGCAACGCAAAAGGAGUGCCUCUAAAUCUUUGAAACUACGGUCAUAAGAUAUAUGAUCUAUAUAUCAUAUUUUUGGAAAUUUCCUCUAUUUUUUGACUAUGUAAAAAUCAAUAAAGUAAGUAAAGCUAUUAAAUUAAAAAAAGCAUUUAAAGUGAAGGAUGACUUCGUCUAAAUAUGACGCAACGCUUUUUCACAAGGUCAUUUUCCCCCUCGAUAUGAUUUUUUUUAUCUUCCUUAUGAAUUCACUAUUUUUUAUAUUUUGGAAAAGCAUAUAUUCCCUGGUUUUAGAAGAUAUAAAAAUUAUUUUAAUGCCUGGCAAAGUUAUAAGAAAAUAGCAAUUUUUUGCACAUGAUAGUUUUCUUACGAUUUUAUUUCUCAAUGUUUAAACAUAAUGGCGUUUUACCUAUAUUUAUAUAUGGAAAUAGGGAAAAGUAAAUACAGCCUGUAAAAGUAGAGGAAAUUUCCACUUUGAUGGGCUCUUAUUCGUGUUAUAAUUCUCGGUAGUUUUUAUAUUACGAUAAAAUGAAAUUGGGACAUGCUGCGCGGUUUUCUUUAAAAUUAGCGAUAAAACGUCGUCGCUAAAAGCGAUCGACGCGCGUCGCACAAUAAAGUGGUGAAAACUAUAAAAUUUGUAUUGUCCUCUUUUAGUAAAUUCAGUACCUUUUGAUACACUAAAACAACAUACACAUAUGUAUGAAAUAAUCAGUCAGGUAUUCUCUGCUUUUUAAAAAAAGCAUAAAACGAAUAUUGGUUACACAACCUACAUGCAACUUCAUAAAACACCUAUAGGAAUGUUACAUCGGCAGAGUAAAUUUAAAAUAAAAGAUAAAUAAAAUACUUCAAUUUCAGAUAUAAACGUUAUAUUUGUUCGGAAUAGGAAUAAUUUUCCCCCUGCCAAACAAAUAAAACUAAAAAUAAGUUCGCAUAUAGCCUAUAGGCCUAUGGUUUUAUUUUUCCGUGAUCGGGAUCGCGGGCCCCGCGGGGUUUUCUGAAAGUGUGCACGGGGAACACACGUGUUUCCGUUUCAACGAAAACAACACAGCUUCACUGUAACAGCGAAGGCUUGUAUUUUACAUCUUUAAAGCGACCUGAUGUCAGAAGAAGAUGCCCUGGAAUUUCUGUUGCAGGAUGACCCAAACGAUCAUGCAUUCAGUAUAAACAUGUACAUGUAAGUUCAUGUAGCCUAGAAUUUUAUUUUUUUAGUUUUGUUAUGUUAUGAAAAAUUCACGAUUAAUCAACGCGAUUUAAUUUAUUAAUCUAUUUCUUGUUUAUGUAAGUGUUCAUAUACAUGGUAUAUUAUGUUAUGUUAUUUUUCACUUGUUUUUAUAUAUUUUUACACUUUUUAAUUUUUUUGUAAUAAAAUGAUGAUAUUUCAUA